AUGAUACUGCUAGUGGCUAUUGUGGUGGUAUACCUGAGCUAUGUACUGUUCAAGUACCACCAAAAACGUCAGAAAUUGCUACACAUUCGCAAGCAUUUCGAUGGCCCUUACCCCGAGUACUUUCUUGGAUGUUUCUAUCUGUUCCGAAACAAAUCUGUCCCAGAAAUAUUCGACUUGAUUAACGGAAUGCACCAUAAAUAUGGCGCCGAUGUUAGUAUGGUUGGUGCUUUCAAUGACCUCGUGCUAGAUAUCUCCGGUGCCCAAAAUUUGGAGAAGGUAUUACUCGCCAAGACAACGAAAAAGUCCUUCCCGUACGAAUUUCUCGAACCGUGGCUCGGUACCGGCUUGCUGCUGUCGUUCGGCGAAAAAUGGUUCCAGCGGCGUAGAAUCAUAACACCCGCGUUUCACUUUAAAAUUCUCGACCAAUUCAUGGACGUGUUCAACCACGAAGCGGACGUACUGGUGGCAAAGUUGGAGAAGCAGGUGAACAAACAAGAGUUCGAUAUCUACGAUUAUAUCACGCUCUAUGCACUGGACAGCAUUUGCGCAACAUCGAUGGGAGUGCAAAUCAACGCGCAGGAGGAUCCGAACAACGAGUACGCUCGGGGCGUAAAGCAAAUGUCAGAGUUUAUCUUCCGGCGCGUGUUUAGUGUGCUGCGUCAGUUUCCGUCACUGUUCUUCCUGUACCCGUUCGCCCGGGAACAGGGUCGGGUGAUUAAGAAGCUGCAUGAUUUUACCAACUCUGUAAUUGAGACGCGUCGCCGCCAGCUACAGGCAGAACAGUCCGUCGGUAAGGUGGAAUUCAACGCGGAUGAGGAUGAGCUGUAUACGAAGCGCCGGGAUACUUUCCUCGAUCAGUUGCUGAAGGUGACGAUCGAUGGUAAACCACUCAGUACGGCCGACAUUCGCGAGGAGGUGGAUACGUUCAUGUUCGAAGGCCACGACACAACGACGUCCGGCAUUUCGUUCACUAUUCUUCAGCUGGCCAAACACCAGGACAUUCAGCAGAAAUUGUUUGAGGAGAUUGAUGGCAUGCUGGGAGCGAACGCCAAAAGCACUGCAUUAACCAGCACAUUACUCCAGGAAAUGAAGUACUUGGAUUUGGUGAUCAAAGAAUCGUUACGCUUGGUACCUCCAGUCCCGUUCAUUGGACGAAAACUCCUCGAAGAUAUGGAAAUGAAUGGCAUUACGGUACCUGCUGGAACCACCAUGUCUCUAAACAUCUUCAACGUGCACCGCAAUCCCAAAGUGUUCCCCGAUCCGGAAAAGUUCGACCCGGAACGGUUCUCGGACGAAAACGAAAUUAAGCGGGGACCCUACGAUUACAUUCCGUUCAGUGCCGGGUUCCGAAACUGCAUCGGCCAGAAAUACGCACUGUUGGAGAUGAAGGUUACCAUCGUAAAGCUGCUCGCUAGCUACCAAAUUCUGCCCGGAGAAUCCAUCAAUCAAGUGCGCUACAAGACGGAUUUGGUUCUUCGUCCGACAGCCGGCAUUCCGGUGAAACUUUUGAAGAGGAAUUAA
Anopheles marshallii is the source of this 1521-nucleotide messenger RNA. Its product is annotated as cytochrome P450 4C1-like. The transcript is spliced from 4 exons. The record is from RefSeq and is a predicted model, not a curated record. Gene Ontology annotation, molecular function: monooxygenase activity; iron ion binding; oxidoreductase activity, acting on paired donors, with incorporation or reduction of molecular oxygen. Bases 1 to 1521 code for a protein of 506 amino acids. Lineage: Eukaryota; Metazoa; Arthropoda; Insecta; Diptera; Culicidae.